Coffea eugenioides is the source of this 436-nucleotide messenger RNA. Its product is annotated as putative disease resistance protein At1g50180. Bases 44 to 406 code for a protein of 120 amino acids. The transcript has 2 exons. The record is from RefSeq and is a predicted model, not a curated record. Lineage: Eukaryota; Viridiplantae; Streptophyta; Magnoliopsida; Gentianales; Rubiaceae.
CCCUGCCUCCUUCUUCUUCUUCUUGGAAAAAAAAAACUAUAAAAUGGCAGAAACUGUUGUCUCUUUUGUUUCAAAUCAUCUCGCAACCUUGCUCCGAGAGGAGGGAAGCCUAUUGGGGGGGCUUCGACAAGAGGUCCAACUCAUCAAGGAUGAGUUGGGGCAUAUGAAAGCUUUCCUCAAAGUGGUUGAAGCAAAAGAAGAUGAUGAUCCCAGGCUCCAAGAAUGGAUCAAGCAAGUGCGCGAAGCUGCUUAUGACAUUGAAGAUGUUCUCGAUGAAUUUGUACUUCGGUUUGCUGGCUACCGACAUCAUGGAUUUUGUGGCUCUCUUCAGAGAAUUCUCAAAGCCAUUAAGAGCUUGCGAGCUCGUCAUCAGGUUGCCAGUGACAUUCAAAGCAUAAAGUCCUGACAGGUUGUCGAAACCUGUGCAAUAAUAAAU